Messenger RNA from Andrographis paniculata, 1067 nucleotides. RefSeq names its product agamous-like MADS-box protein MADS4. Bases 70 to 828 code for a protein of 252 amino acids. Gene Ontology annotation, cellular component: nucleus. Gene Ontology annotation, biological process: positive regulation of transcription by RNA polymerase II. Gene Ontology annotation, molecular function: DNA-binding transcription factor activity, RNA polymerase II-specific; RNA polymerase II cis-regulatory region sequence-specific DNA binding; protein dimerization activity. The record is from RefSeq and is a predicted model, not a curated record. NCBI's taxonomy places the organism in Eukaryota, Viridiplantae, Streptophyta, Magnoliopsida, Lamiales, Acanthaceae. The transcript is spliced from 8 exons.
AGGGGGUUGUUUAUUUUGUGUUUUUGUGGGUUAAAGAGAGAGAGAGAGAGAGAGAGAAGAGAGAGAGAGAUGGGAAGAGGGAGAGUUGAGCUGAAGAGAAUAGAGAACAAGAUCAACCGGCAAGUGACUUUUGCAAAACGAAGGAAUGGCCUUUUGAAGAAAGCAUAUGAGCUUUCAGUUCUUUGUGACGCUGAGGUUGCUCUGAUUAUCUUCUCCAAUAGGGGAAAGCUGUACGAGUUUUGCAGUAGCUCUAGCAUGAUCAAGACACUGGAAAGGUAUCAGAAGUGCAACUAUGGAGCUCCCGAGGCUAAUGUCUCCACAAGAGAAGCACUGGAACUUAGCAGCCAGCAGGAGUACAUGAAGCUGAAGGCUCGGUAUGAAGCCCUACAGCGUUCCCAAAGGAAUCUUCUUGGAGAGGAUCUUGGGCCUUUGAACAGCAAAGAGCUGGAAUCUCUGGAGAGGCAACUCGAUGUUUCCCUCAAGCAGAUUAGAUCAACUAGGACCCAAGCAAUGCUGGAUACGCUCACCGAUCUCCAAAGAAAGGAGCACGCCCUCAACGAAGCGAACAAGAGCCUUAAACAACGGCUGAUGGAAGUGAGCCAAAUAAGCCUCCAAUGGAACCCUAACCCUAACCCUCAAGACGUCGUCGUUGGGUAUGGGAGGCAGGCCCCCCAACCACACCCGGACGGCGGAUUCUACCACCCUCUCGACUGCGAACCUACGCUCCACAUCGGGUACCACCCAGAUCCGAUGGCGGCAGCCGCCGCAGCGGCGGCGGCAGCGGCGGGGCCUAGUGUGAAUAACUACAUCUCAGGAUGGCUGCCAUGAUAGUCUUGGUCAGCAUCUAUAUAAUUAUAUGUAUCUAUGUAUGUAUGUAUUUAUGUAUGUACGUAUGCAUGUGAGGAUAAUUUAAGUUUGGGGUAUUAUUAAUUAUUAAUUAUUUCUAGCUCAUAAAUUGAAUUGCUUAAACAUGCAUGGGAGCUAGGUUUCGAUAUUAUUAUGAUUUUUAAGACAGUGGGCUACGUUGUUGUUGUUUCUGUAACUUGACCUCGAUUUGGUGAAUAACU